This is a messenger RNA of Nematolebias whitei (Rio pearlfish), 1598 nucleotides long. Its product is annotated as glutamate receptor ionotropic, NMDA 2D. Bases 39 to 1598 code for a protein of 519 amino acids. Gene Ontology annotation, molecular function: NMDA glutamate receptor activity; transmitter-gated monoatomic ion channel activity involved in regulation of postsynaptic membrane potential. The record is from RefSeq and is a predicted model, not a curated record. The transcript has 6 exons. NCBI's taxonomy places the organism in Eukaryota, Metazoa, Chordata, Actinopteri, Cyprinodontiformes, Rivulidae. Gene Ontology annotation, biological process: synaptic transmission, glutamatergic; long-term synaptic potentiation; excitatory postsynaptic potential. Gene Ontology annotation, cellular component: postsynaptic membrane; plasma membrane; NMDA selective glutamate receptor complex.
UGGAUGCCUUUAUUUACGAUGCCGCGGUGUUGAACUAUAUGGCCAGGAAGGACGAAGGCUGUAAGGUGAUGACCAUAGGCUCGGGGAAGGUUUUUGCCACCACAGGCUACGGUAUCGCCUUGCACAAAAACUCACGCUGGAAACGUCCUCUUGACCUGGCUCUGCUGCAGCUGGUGGGAGAUGAUGAGAUUGAGAUGCUGGAGCGCCUCUGGCUGUCAGGUAUCUGCCAUAAUGACAAAAUUGAGGUGAUGAGCAGUAAACUGGACAUUGACAACAUGGCUGGGGUGUUCUACAUGCUGCUGGUGGCUAUGGGCCUCAGUCUGCUGGUGUUUGCCUGGGAACAUUUAGUCUACUGGAAACUGCGCCACUGUAUGGCUACAAGUUCAGGCAAAUUAGAUUUCCUCUUGGCAAUCAGCAGGGGCAUGUAUAGCUGCUGCAGCUUUGAGGAUGAAACAGCACCAGGUGGCCCUAAAUCUUUGCCUUCACAUCACCACACAGCAAUGGUUACCAUCCCAUCCCAGCCACAUGUGGUCACAACAACUGUGACCAACCCAGCCAUUGCCAUGGCGCAGCAGCAACCGCAACAGCAGCAACCUCAGCCUGUUUACAAAACUCCUUUACCAGGCUCUCCUCCCACUGUGGUGCAUUCUGGAACUGGACUGGGCUCUUCCAACACCCCCAUCGCUGGUGCGCCCCUCCCUUGCUCCACUUUCUUGCCCCGGCCAGACCGCAGGCUGGCUGUUGUGGAUCGCUGGAGACUGCCUAAAUCUGCUACAGCUACCAACCCUAUGGCUGUAAGAGGGGCCAUCACUGAUAUGGGACCAUUUGCCCAGAAGGUUCCACCAAACUGGGCUUCAACUGCUGGAGGAGGUGGGGGACUCGAUGGCUAUAAGAGAUACUAUGGUCCCAUUGACCCUGAGGGUCUGGGGUCCUGCAUGGAACAGCAGGCAGGGUCCCAGACCCCCAAGACUAUACCCAGGGGCCACCCUCAACCCCCUCCAGCUAGUGUGGCCUUCUACUCAGAGAAAGGCAUGGACCAUGGGGUGGGGAAGAGGGUGGUGGGAGGUGGCAGUGGAGGUCAGGGGAAAGGGCCUGGUAAACCUCUGGGCACUCCCAGACUGCCUCCUAAGAGUCAGGCCCCUUUGCCUCCUACACCUCCGCUGCCACAUCCCUCUCCCCCUCUCCCUUCAUCCUUCUGGAGAAAGCGAAGCAAAGACGACCAUGUCCUCCUGCAUAACUUACCUUACAUCAUCCAGAUGUCCCGCGUCAUUGACAAAUGGUUGAACAAACAGGACCUGAAAAACAGCGAUCCUCUUCACACAUUCAUGAUCUUUAACCUUCUGCACACCUUGAUGCCUGCCAUGGACUCCCGCUUUUCUGAAACAGCCAAGAAUUUUUCCCUGGCUUUGGGUCAUGCGGAGGAGGUGAGUCACGACUUGAACACAAGAACCUUUGACUUGAUUUGUUGGAGUGACUUUUCCCACUGUUGCCCCCCCAGGAAGUCCCUCGAUGGAAACGCUGUGUGCAGGAAACCGAAAGAGGAUUCGACUCAGUUCUCUCGCUCGUUCUCAGUAAAAGAACAGCGCACAGAGAGGUGA